Perkinsus marinus ATCC 50983 is the source of this 1250-nucleotide messenger RNA. RefSeq names its product esterase, putative. Gene Ontology annotation, molecular function: hydrolase activity. The coding region runs from base 1 to 1122 and encodes 373 amino acids. The record is from RefSeq and is a predicted model, not a curated record. The transcript is spliced from 8 exons. NCBI's taxonomy places the organism in Eukaryota, Perkinsozoa, Perkinsida, Perkinsidae.
AUGUCAGCGACCGCUGCAUCCACAAUUCCCCGUUCCUAUUAUCCUUCUCAAUUCGCCCGGAAUGUCCUCAAGACAACACUGAAGAGGAUGGCCAACAACUUUGCUCAGAAUGAGCGAGUAUUUUGGCACGACCGCGCCGUUAUCGACUCGAUCUCGAAAGACAUUGGACAGAGGGGGACGUGGAAGGAGCGAUGUAAUCUCUCCUUCGCCCAAGUAUCCCCCUAUUGCACAGCUCACGUUCUUGAGGCACGAAAGCCAGCGAAGAAUUCGUUAUCGAAAUGGUUGCUGUAUCUUCAUGGUGGAUAUUUCUGUUUGUUCAGCCCAGAAUAUUACUAUGAAGUGGCAUCUAAGUUGGCUGAGGAGAGUGGUUGUCAGGGUGUAAUCAUCCCGCACUACAGACGCCCGCCGGAGCAUAAUGCUCCUGCAGCCUUGGAAGAUUGCGUGAGUACCUAUCGCUGGAUGAGGUCUGAAGGCCUAGCACAGCAGGUCGCGGUAGCAGGCGAUUCAGCCGGAGGGAAUCUGGGCGCGGCUCUGAUGCUCUUGACCCAGGAUCAACCCCCGGAGGCGUGUUGUCUCCUCUCGCCAUAUCUUGAUCUCACAAAUGGAAGCGACUCGUAUCAAAUCAACAAGGACACGGAUCCUAUUGUGUCUGAUGAGCUCAAUCAUAAGGUGGCGUGGAUAUACCUCCAGGGCGCCCUCGACUACGAUAGCUUGAAGAAGGACUGCAGAGUAUCGCAGCCGUCCGCCUGUCAGAGUCGCGUUGCUAAAUUCCACGUGGCUGCUCAGAAUCCUCUCGCAUCACCUGUGUAUGCUUCCAAUUUACCAGAGGUCUUCAAGAACACUCCUUUGCAAAUUCAAGCCAGUCUUUCAGAAGCGCUCUUGAGCGACUCUGUGCGGUUCUAUUCGAAAGUUACUGGAAUGGCCAUGCCCUCCACGGAAGAGCUUGUCCGCCAUAAUGAAUACAUUGAAUUUGAUAGUCCUCAAGGCCAUGUAUUGGAGUUGUUCCCUAAAGAGGGCCAUGCAUUCCCAGUGACUGCUCCCAAGCGUGCUGACUCGCAGAAGGCUCUUCAGUCGACAUCAGCCUUCUUCAGGAACGCCCUGAAUACCAACAAACUCGACUGACUUGUAUGUUUAACCCCUUCCUAUGUUCAACCUCUUCCUUAUUCUAAUAUUACUACUACUACCCUUACUAGCGUCUGAAGGCAUAUCCAUCGCUAUCAGGCUGAUAGUAUUCUCAGCUUGAGUAGCAU